Messenger RNA from Saccostrea cuccullata (small rock oyster), 6525 nucleotides. RefSeq names its product rho GTPase-activating protein 18-like. The transcript has 19 exons. Gene Ontology annotation, molecular function: GTPase activator activity. Gene Ontology annotation, biological process: signal transduction; regulation of small GTPase mediated signal transduction; regulation of actin filament polymerization. Lineage: Eukaryota; Metazoa; Mollusca; Bivalvia; Ostreida; Ostreidae. The record is from RefSeq and is a predicted model, not a curated record. Bases 627 to 2660 code for a protein of 677 amino acids. Gene Ontology annotation, cellular component: cytoplasm.
ACCAAGGGUAUUGACAUUCAGUACAAAUAUAGUAAAUUCACGUAUCUGCAGGACAAAGUGAAACUAAAUAUUUCUGAGUCAAGAUAAGAGGGCCUAAUGUCACUUGAACUGUACAGCUAAUGAGGCUUACGUGUUUGCUCAUGCUCCGAUUGUCUGGGAGCUGGCAGUCUUUUGUUGUGAAGGACAUCCUCUUAUGCACUGUAAACUGAUAACUGUUGUGUCACCAGGAUUUCCUGAAUGAUAGCCACUACCGCAUUACUGUUUUGUCUCGGCGAUUCUCAGCAUCACACUCUCUGGUUGUGGAGUAUUAUCUUGUGAUUAUAUUAUAGUGACUGUGAUUCUCAACUAUAUAUACUGUAUAUAGUACACAUAGUUUUUAGUGUACUAGCAUCAUUGGAGGAUUUUUUUCCCAAGGCUAUAAGGACAGAUGGUUCAGGAUCUAAAUUUAGCAUACCCGGUACAUGUGGAUUUUACUCAAGUGAUGUGAUUCAAUUAGUGAUUAUAAUACGACUUAUCUUGGAUAGACUAUUUUUAUAUUCUCUGUGCAUAUCCUAAGAUGAACUUACUGUAAGGGUAGAAACAACCAGAGCGAAUGAGAUGUAGUCAGAAAAUGUUCGCUACCAACCAUGAGCAGGACGCCAAGAAGCAAUAGUUACGAAGAUUACUGGAAAGAAUUCAAGGACAUCGCCAGCAGCACUGAUGGGGAAAACGAAGAGGAGGAGACCAGUAAAACCCCCGAUGAAGGAGAAGAGGAGGCAGAUUGGUUAAAAGAGGCAGGAUAUGAGUUUGUUGUCCACCAUAUUACAGGUGGAAGAGAAUUGACAGAUGAAGAGAUCCAAGGUUUUACAGCGACCUUGACCACUAGCCAGGCGGCCGUCGUCCGGCGCCGUGUGAACACACUGAGCAGCACCUUCAGGGCAAAACAGAAACACAAGACAGAUGUCAGAGACAUCUUCCCAGAACAGACAGACAACCAGUCCUCCAAAUCUACCUCUCACACCACUACAGAUGCUAAUGAUGACGUUAAUGUGUCUGCCGUCCCCAGGAGGAGCACGGAUAAAAGGCUUCCCUCCCUUCACAGACUCAAGGGAGAGUACUCCAUGUCAGGCAGGAGGAAUGAGGUGAUGAAGGAUAAUAAUGUUUCUGAUGAGGAGGACUUUUUUGACCUGGGUCCUAUUAUAGGAAUUGAGAUGCUAAGCAUGCAACCCAAAGGUACUUUUAAUAAGUACAUGGGACCAAGUUCUCCUGAGGGCCAUGGGAAACCACUUACUUCAAUGCCAAGCAUUUCUGAUGAAGACAUUGAGUUUGAGCUGAGAUUAGAGGAAACUGCCAAAACCAAAAACACCAUGCAGUCAGCAGGAUUAGAAAGUGAAGAUGAAUUGCCAAAUUUCAGGAUUAUACCAGACAAGUUAGGCUUAACCAGAGUGUGUGACCUGAGUUUAACCGAUAUGAACCAGAUCAAGUCCUUGGCUCUCAUUGAGUUGACUGCACUUCUAGAAAGGAACAGUAUCAUGUACCACAGACGGAAGGGCAAAAAGAAGGUCAAAGAUAAUGGUAUAUUUGGAGUUUCAUUACAAGCAUUGCUGGACCAUGAUCAGAAGUUACGACCAGAACAAACAGUCCCUAUGGUUUUUGAAGAUAUGAUUAAAUUCAUGGAACAGCAUUGUUUGGAACAAGAAGGAAUUCUAAGGAUCCCAGGGUCUGCAGCUAGAGUGAAGCAACUUCGACAAGACUUGGAGGACAAAUUUUACUCGGGCACCUUCUCCUGGGUUGACGUGCUUCCUCAUGAUGCGGCAGCGCUGAUGAAACAGUUUUUACGAGAACUUCCCAAUCCCCUCCUCACUCACGAGUACAUUGAUGCUUUUGCUCAAGUAGAAAAUAUCAAAGAGAAAAAGUUUCAAUUACAGGCAUUAAAUCUGUUAAUUCUCCUACUUCCCCCUGUAAAUAGGAAUACAUUGAAGGUGUUACUAGACCUGCUACUAAAAAUAACUCAAAGAAGACAAAAAAACCUAAUGGGGCUAUCCAAUGUAUCCAUGAUCAUGGCCCCUAAUUUAUUCUUGUCCCCGUCUAGUCGAUCCAAAACCAAAGCAAUCCGAGACCUAGAAAUCAGUAUGGCAGCUGGAACCUCCAACAUUGUUAUGAUGCUCAUCAAGUACCAGAAAAUCUUAUGGACAGUGCCUUCCUUUUUACUUCAUCAAAUGAGGCAUCAGAAUGAUAUGGAGACCCAAAAGAAAGCACGAGAAAAAUCUAUCAUGAAAUUCCUUACUAGGAAAGACAAGUCAGAUAUUUACAAGAAACCUGCAAUAGCAAAUGAAAGUGACUUUGAGGAUGGUGUUAUCAGGGUGCAGGCACCCAGUCUUAAUAAGAGCUGUACAGCAGUAAAGCUCAGUGAAGAAACAACAGCAUGUGACAUCAUUGAAAAGUUCCGCAUGGCUGACUUCACUCAUAAUGGAAGGCACAAGAAACGAAAAGAUAAUACAGCUCAAGGAACAACUAACUUUGCAGAAACAGAUGCUCAUUUAUUUGAAGUUGGAGGAAACAUUGGUGAACGUUGUUUGGAUCCACAGACCAAUAUGCUGGCAUUAUACCAGAUAAAUCCUAAUGCUGAAUGGAUCAUCCGUUCAGACCAGUAUACUAGUAAUAUACCAGCUAAAUCAUAAAACUGAAAGACUAGUAUGCUAGGAAUUUACCAGCUAAAUCCUAAUGCUGAAUGGGAUCGGAGGAUGGAAACAGUGUUGUGCUUUCAGAUAUUGCACAAAUCCAGGGCAUAUGGUGUAAAAUAAACACUUAUUUGUAUUAUUGUUGACAGAUAGUACACAUAUAAAUUAUUCGCAAUCUGAUGAUCAAAUCAAUCUACAAGUGGUCAUGUAGACCUUGUUCAGUAUAUACUAUGUAUGAAAUCCAAACUUUAUUGUUCUCAUUACGUUGUAUUGUAUAAUUUUAUAUUGGCUUUAUAUCUUUUUCUUCUAAGGUUGUGAUAUUUUUUGUCUCGGUUCCUCGGAAGUUAUAUUGUGGGUAUUCUACAUGUCUGUAUUUUUAGAAAGGAGAUAAUUUUUUCUUGUAUUUUUGCUUGAGGUGGAAGAAGGUAAAUAUUUGUGUAUGUCAGAGAAUGUAUGGAAAAUUUUGUUAAACUUAGUCUGUACAGAUUAAAUUGUGUACAGAUUAAAUUAUGCUACAUGCAUUGAUUCAUGAUUGCUCUAAAUAAUUUGAAAAAAUGUGAACUUGUAUAAAUGUGCAUGAUUUGAAAACCCUAAAAGUUACACACCUGCACAGAAGAUACAUGUAGUUAUAAAAUUGCAAAAAUGACUGUGAAUAAGGUACAAUUGUAACCAUAUGUCUACAUGCACUGUUGCUCAGUUAAUUCACAAUUAAUACCUCAAUACCAGGCAAAAUGGUUUUUCAAAAAUUGAAAAUUGCUGUGUUUUGUUAAUUACAUGACCCAUAAUUAUGAUUUACAUGUAUAUUUAGGAGAUCUUUCCAUGAUGCUAAUACACAUAUUUCACCAACAAUCAGUACUGUGCUGCUGCACUGAAUUAUUUCAUGUAUGAAGUUUGUUCACCAUAAAUAUGGUGUUAAUUAAUGUAAACUACCAGGUUUGGCUUCCCAUUUGCAAAGCCACAUAUGUCUACAAAAGUGUGUAUUUUUUCCUGUACAAUUCAGUGUAAUACAUAUCAUUAUUUAUUAUGAGACAUACAAACCAUGCAAGUGAUGAUUUUUUAAAGCAGGUGAUAUUAAGAUAUACAUUCCAUGACUGAGAUCCUUCUAGCACUUUUUUAUGUGAGUAUUGUUAAAUGAUUAAUGGUAAUUUUUACCACUGGUAAAAAGUGCAUUUUUCUUUCGUCAUAUUUAUAUUUAAAGGUGCAAAAAGUUUUGAUAAUAUUUUUAUUUUGGGCGUGAUGCACAAUAUAGUAUGUCAUUUUGUGAGUGUCUAACAGUACUGUAAUAUCUUGGAGAAUUAAGCUGUACAUCAUUUACACCCUUAUUAACACUUACCUGUAACUGAAAAUGUAUUUCUUCCCUAUUUGUGUUGAAUUUUUCCUAUACAUGUAUAUGAAACCUUUUCCCUUACCAGUACAUGUACUUGAAAUACCCUAGAAACAGACAUCAGCUUCUCUAAGCAAAUGUUGAAACUAUACUAUACAUCUAUUAGCAUACCAGCUCUAGAGGUUAAGAUCCAUGCAACAACAAGACUAAAAAAUAUAUUGAAUUUGCCCAUCUGGUUAUCUUUUCUCAAGUUACCAAUUAUUUUGUUAAAAGUUUGGUCAAGAGUGCUAUUUUUAAAAAAAAAGUCUAGUCACCAUUUGAGUGCUUUAAAUGUCAAUCUUUGCCAUUAAGCUAUGCCAUAAAUGUGCCAACACACUGAUGUAAUUGGGAUUGGUUACUAUAGCUCUUGUAGGUAUCCGUUAUAUGCUCAGCGGAAGUUAAAGACAACACAUUCAAGAGAUGGUCAUUAAGUUUUAUUUAUUUUAUGGAAAAUUUUGUCCCUGUAUUAAGAGAAUUGGUUUUACUUUCUUUUUCUCUGCAAAUAAUAUGAAAGUUUAAAGAAUUGCUUUUGAAAUAAAGGAAAUCCUUUUUUCAGCAGUUAAGUGCUAAUCAAGGAUAAAUGUACACUUAAAUGGAAGGAACCUUCUCUAAGUAAAACCCAUUUUAUGUAGCUAUUUUCUUUUUCAUUUUACAGUGAAUACAUACAGUAUGUGCUUUAAAAAAAUCAGAUUUUAUCACUAGUAACGGCAACUUAAUGAAUUCUUAAUAAAAUAAAAUAAAUUAUGGAUGGGAUAAAGUAUUUUUAUUGUCAGCAUAUCACUAGUUUGACUUUAUUUAGAAUUUAUUGAAUAUGAAGACUUGGGUAGACUAUGCCUUCUGUUAAGCUUUUAUUAAUACAUAUACUAAAGGAAAUAUGUAGUUCAUUAGUAUAGUGUAAUUAACACUGUUGAUUAAGAUUUUGCAUAUACAGCCCUUCAAUUUGACAAUCAUGUUUACACUCAUCAAAGAAUUCAGUGUUUAUAGGCAAAUGACAUUUUUAUAGAUGUGAUGAAUACACGUACAAGCUAGUAUUUAUUAUUUAAUUUUUGGAUUGGCAUAUUUUUUCUAGUUAUUGGAAAGUGGUUUGUUUCAGUACGUGAUCUGAUGAAAUCCAUAUUCUACUUUUUUGUAUAUUUCUUUUGUUUCAUUGGGAUGCUCAAUUGUCACUUAAUAUUGAUAAAUUUUAUGUACAGCAAGGUACUCCGAUCUUCAGGUUCUGAAAAUCAGGCAUUGACUUAUUGAAAAUGCUCACAAAGUGUCUCUGUAUUCUCAAAGAAAUAUGUUUUUACCCACGAAAAUUCUUCAAGCUUAAUCUUUAAAGUUAAUCAUAUUUUAUAGGGAAAUUUAGUAAAUCUCAAAUAGGUUUUUAGGAAAUGCAAAUAACACACCUACUAUGCAUUUUUUCCAAUUCAAAUUUGACCAACAAGCACAUUUUAGAAUUAAAAGUCUUAGGUAUUUGGGCUUUUAAAGAAAUUGCAUGAUUUUAAAACAUAUAAGGUACGUACUUUAUUGUUUCUUCUAUUAACUUCGAUCAUUUUACAAUAUAUUUGUAUGAAAACUUUCCUAUCAUUGCAUAACACCACAAAUCAUUUCUUAUUUCAUACCAUGUUUAUUAAGAUUAAUAUUUCUUUCAGUAAUUUUAAAACACAAUAAAACCAUUGACUUCUUAUAAGAACUUUCUGAGAACUUGAAAAAAAAACCUUGAAGCACAUUGAGAUGAAUAAAAUGAAAAUUGUUGCAUGAAAAGAUUCAAUGUUCAAUGUUCAUUUUGGGACUUUUUGAAUUAAAUUAUAAAUUUAAGAGUUAUCCCUCCUGGCUGAGGAUCGGAGUGCCUUAAUUUAAUGUAAAUAAUGUAACACAUACUAGUAGGUUAUUUAUCAAUGUACAAUGUAAAAGGAAUUGAGAAAGUGAUAUUUUUUAGGGGUAUAUCUUUCUUACUAUUUUAGUUCUUUGUAGACAUUUUAAAAUGUCUAGCACCAUUACACGGUACUUUUAACUGAUGAAAAAUGGAUUUAUUUUAUUUCAACAAAUAAUAUUUUCAAGAUUUUUAUAAAGGGAGGUGGUUUGAUGGGGAUGGGGGGAUGUUACCCCUAUCUUAUGACAACCUAGAAAUGUUACUUGCAGAUUGUUUAAAGCUUUAAUAUUGCCAAGCAGUUGUUAAAAAUACAUCUUUACUUAUGAUUACUGGAUGGUAAAUUGGUAGUUAAUUCAUUAUGGUAUUUUGUUUAUGAGUUAGUAUACUAGUACUAAUGCAAAUAAAAAGAUGGUGGAACGAAAAUGGACGUACUUUUAUAUAUACUUACACUUCAGUGAUAACGAUUACAAUAUACUGUAGAUAAUGUAACAAAUGUGGUUAUCAUGUGAUGUUUGCAGGUACAUAACACUAAUUCACUUUAUAAUCUAAACACAUUGUAUUGUUAAAAGUUUGUUAUGUCAUAUAAACUAUUAAUAUUACAUGUUUAUUUUCCUGAAUAUUGUUAUUAAAUGUUCUAUAAAAAUUAU